AUGGCGAUGAUGAUGAUGAAUCUGAAGCGAGCUGCAACCUCUGCAAUUCGAGCUUUACCGGCGGCUCCUUCUUCCACCGGAGCUCUGGCUAGACACCUCCACGGUUCUGUGGGGGAGAGCAAGAAGAUCGUGGGAGUGUUCUACAAGGCCAACGAGUACGCCGAGAAGAACCCCAAUUUCUUGGGCUGCGCCGAGAAUGCUUUGGGGAUACGGAGCUGGCUGGAAUCUCAGGGCCACCAGUACAUCGUCACCGACGACAAAGAUGGACCCAACUCUGAGCUGGAGAAGCACAUUCCUGAUCUCCACGUUCUCAUAUCAACCCCAUUCCACCCUGCCUACGUGACGGCUGAGAGGAUCAAGAAGGCCAAAAACUUGCAGCUGCUUCUCACCGCGGGAAUCGGGUCCGACCACAUCGAUCUGCCCGCCGCUGCUGCCGCCGGGUUGACAGUUGCAGAGGUCACGGGGAGCAAUGUGGUCUCCGUUGCUGAGGAUGAGCUGAUGAGGAUUCUCAUCCUGAUGAGGAACUUCUUGCCUGGUUAUCACCAGGUGAUCAAUGGGGAGUGGGAUGUGGCUGGUAUAGCUUACAGGGCUUAUGAUCUUGAAGGGAAGACGAUUGGGACGGUUGGGUGUGGACGAAUUGGGAAGCUUUUGCUCCAGAGGCUCAAACCUUUCGGCUGUAAUCUGCUUUACCAUGAUCGGCUCAAGAUGGAGCCCGAGCUGGAGAAGCAGAUCGGAUCCAAGUUUGAGGAGGAUCUUGAUGCCAUGCUUCCCAAGUGUGAUGUAGUUGUCAUUAAUACCCCACUUACUGAGAAAACCAAGUGCGUGCUUGCAGUGAUUGAGCUAUACAAAUUUCAGUUCUUUCAGUACAGGGUUGAUCUGGGAAUGUUUGAUAAAGAUAGGAUUUCCAAGAUGAAGAAAGGGGUUCUGAUCGUGAAUAAUGCUCGAGGAGCUAUAAUGGAUACACAAGCAGUUGUUGAUGGCUGCUCCAGUGGACAGAUUGGAGGGUACAGUGGGGAUGUUUGGUAUCCACAGCCAGCUCCGAAGGACCAUCCAUGGCGUUACAUGCCAAACCAGGCAAUGACUCCUCAUAUCUCUGGCACCACCAUUGAUGCACAGUUGAGGUAUGCUGCUGGAGUGAAGGAUAUGCUGGACAGAUACUUCAAGGGAGAAGAUUUCCCCACGCAGAAUUACAUAGUCAAGGAAGGCCAACUUGCAAGCCAGUACAAGUGACCUCGCUUCUGCAUCUGCGUCGAGAAUAAUAAUGUGGCUCUAAGCAUGGUAGAGUUCAACUUGUAAUCCUUAGGCUAUGUAAUGGAAGACAAUCUCUGCAUAGGUCUCAAUAAACUUAACCGUUAAACAGA
Molecule: messenger RNA, 1361 nt
Organism: Linum tenue
Lineage: Eukaryota; Viridiplantae; Streptophyta; Magnoliopsida; Malpighiales; Linaceae
Source: the annotation of a GenBank genome assembly